AUGUCGAAACGAGGCGCGGUUAUGGCCGACCAGGUCGUGAAGCUCAUCGUGGGCGCUGGCCAGGCGAGCCCGAGUCCCCCCGUCGGUCCUGCGCUGGGUAGCAAGGGUGUCAAGUCGAUGGACUUUUGCAAGGAAUUCAAUGCAAGAACAGCACAUAUCACCCCCGGCACGCCGAUGCCGUGUCGAGUUACCGUCCGAGGCGACCGAUCAUUCCACUUCGAACUUCGUACGCCGCACACAUCGUGGCUUCUCCUCAACGCCGCUGAGGCACCCAUAGUUAAGGGCAAGCGGAAGGGUGCUAGCAAUCCCGGGAAAGAGACGGUCGGAACGAUUAGCCUGAAGCACGUCUACGAGAUUGCCAAGAUCAAGCAGUCCGAAAUGCGUCUGUCAGGCCUGAGCCUGGAGUCGCUCUGCCGCUCUGUCAUUUACCAGGCUAAGUCGAUUGGCAUCAAUGUCGUGCCAUGA
Messenger RNA from Colletotrichum graminicola M1.001, 465 nucleotides. Its product is annotated as ribosomal protein L11. NCBI's taxonomy places the organism in Eukaryota, Fungi, Ascomycota, Sordariomycetes, Glomerellales, Glomerellaceae. The coding region runs from base 1 to 465 and encodes 154 amino acids. Gene Ontology annotation, cellular component: mitochondrial large ribosomal subunit; ribosome. The transcript is spliced from 2 exons. Gene Ontology annotation, biological process: translation. Gene Ontology annotation, molecular function: structural constituent of ribosome; large ribosomal subunit rRNA binding. The record is from RefSeq and is a predicted model, not a curated record.